This is a messenger RNA of Punica granatum (pomegranate), 1364 nucleotides long. Lineage: Eukaryota; Viridiplantae; Streptophyta; Magnoliopsida; Myrtales; Lythraceae. The record is from RefSeq and is a predicted model, not a curated record.
UGUUGUAGCUUACUACACCAUAGCCAUUAGCUUCCUUCCUCUCCCUCUCCCUCUCCCUCUCCUCUCUCUCUCUCUCUCUCUCUCUCUCUCUCUCUCUCUCUAACACACUGUCUUUCUCUGUCUAAAAUUAGAAGGGCAAUGGAAGGGGGACUUCCCACGCUCAACUGUCUCUUGCAGCACACCCUCAGGAGCCUCUGUUCUUCAGAUUUCUCUCCCAAUUCCUCCAAGUGGGUGUACUCUGUCUUCUGGAGGAUCUUGCCAAGGAACUACCCUCCCCCCAAUGCAAACUGCAGGUGGGAAUUUGGAGGAGGAGCCAUUGACAGGGCCAAAGGGAACGAGAGGAACUGGAUUCUUGUCUGGGAAGAUGGGUACUGCGAUUUCUAUGAAUGUGAGGGGGCAGGGAAUGGAUACAUGAAGGGCAGGUUUGGUCCUGAGGUGUUCUUCAAAAUGUCCCAUGAGGUCUAUAGCUAUGGAGAAGGAUUGGUGGGGAAAGUUGCAGCUGAUAAUAGCCACAAAUGGGUUUUCAGAGACUCCCAGAAUGAGCUUGAAUCUAACUUCAUUUCCUCAUGGAACAUGUCAAUUGAGCCCCAACCAAAGGCAUGGGAGGCUCAGUUCAAUGCCGGCAUUCAGACAAUUGCCAUUAUUGCUGUGAGGGAAGGCAUUGUUCAGCUUGGCUCAUUGGAUAAGGUUGUGGAAGACAUAAAUUUGGUGAUCAAGAUUCAGAGGAAAUUCAGCUACCUCCAGAGCAUCCCGGGUGUCUUCUCGAUCCAGAGGCCGUUCCUUCCUCCCCAUCUCACGGGGAUCAAGCGAUCCUUCGAUGAAGGGCCCGCCGAGCCAGGGAACUCUCCGAGCAAGUCCCUCAACUUGGGCUGGAACGGCCCGCAGAAUGACAUUCCCUGGCCCCAGCCCUCUUGGCCCAUCCCGUCGCUCCUUCCCGGGCUCGGGGCUUGGCUAUCGAAGGUGCCCUCUGGAAUCCCUACCUACAACCCGAAUGGGGGCAACAGUUUGUGCGGUGAAGUCCGAUUCGGUGAUGUCAAGGUGGAGCCUUCAUGUCACUUGGAUGGAAUUAGGGAAGAGAAGCCAAGACCCAACAAAGAGAAUUCUCUAAAUCUGGCUGAUUAGGAUAGCCCAAAAUUGCAAUAAAUGCAAAUAAAGAUAGAUUUUUCUAGCGGCCCUUUCUUUGCUUUAAAAUUGGUCGGUUGGUAGCAAAUUUUCAUUUUCUUAAUUAAUUUAUAAUAAUAUUCAUAGUAGCAUCCAUCAAAUUUCCCCUUUGUUCAUAAAGCUGAAAAGUACAAUUACCAAUGUUGAUUAGCACAUCUUAUCAGAAACAAUAAAAUGCAGAAGUACCAAUUCUUUAGUCGUAG